Messenger RNA from Didymodactylos carnosus, 2250 nucleotides. NCBI's taxonomy places the organism in Eukaryota, Metazoa, Rotifera, Eurotatoria, Philodinida, Philodinidae. The record is from the annotation of a GenBank genome assembly.
AGUUAUAGUCUAAAAUUAUAAAAUUUUACUUGUGUCAUCAUCAUUUGUGUCUAACGAGCGAGUGCAGCUUACCAUUUUAUUUAUAUUUUUCUUUAUUGUAACCGAUAUACGAAAACCUUUUCUUUUCACAUCCUUAAUACUUUUGUAUAGAAUUUUCAUUUUAUCUACACUGUAGUGCAAGCGGGUAACAGGCCCGGGCAUUUCUCACGCAAUAAAUCAUCAUCAAAUAUGACACUUUAUGAGCGAUAUUUCGGUAGACUAAUUAGCAAUGAAUGUAAAAUAAUUGGAAAAUGUUCAAGACAUUAACGUGAGAUCGUUAUUGUCAACAUACUUAAAACAUACAACAUCAACAAAACCGAUUAACACAAGAACUUAAUUUUUUGCUCCUGUAUGGUCAUCUACUAAACUAUGAAAACAAUGAAGUUGAGCAUUUAAGCUGUAGUUUGUCAUUUUAGUGUUCUCAGAAUUUUUUUACAAUAGAAUCAGAUCGCAAGAAUGAAGCUUUUUUGUUUUUCAAUGUUCAGAAACGCAUGUUUUUGGGACGGACUUUUAGAUGUUUGAGAAAAAUACGUGGAACUUAGUCGAAAAAUUGUUUAUUUGAGACAUUUUUUUUGGUAUUACAAAGCUACUAAGAGAUACACUAUGAAAGUCUCAAUUUUGAGUCGGUGACUUUUAUUUAAGAUUGAGUUCAACCAGAAAUACUACUAAUACAGCACAGAGCUGGGCAACUUCAACUCCGGAGUUGAAAAUGUUUUUGGUGAAGUUGGAAUUGGAGUGGAGAUUUUAGGAGGCUGGAGUUGGGUUUUUGAAUUUUUAUUCUCAGCUCCGUUUUGCAUUUUUGAAAAUAUUCAGUGGUUGUAAAGCUGAUCUUCUAAACGAUUCAGUGGCUGUAUUCACGAGUGAGUUCGGAAGUUCUUUGCGCUUUCCGACUGGGAAAAGCUCAAAAACGUCCAAAAUUCUACUAAAAACCGAAAAAUUUUCCUUACAAAAGUGAAGCAACCGAAGUUGAAGCGGAGUUGAGAUUUUUGUUGACGGAGUUGGAGUUAGAGUUGAAAAAUUUUGAGCGUAGUUGGAGCUGGAGUUAGAUCGGAAAUUUGAAAAUGGAGUUGGAGUGGAGUUGGAGUUGAAAGUCAGCGAAGUUGCCCAGCCCUGUUACAGUAGUUUUUGCACUGUUUUUAAAAAACGUAUAUUCUUUCCCAAUAGUAUUAGCUGAAAUAUUCUGUAUAUAUUUUAAAUGUCAUAGGUACAGUAGACUUGACUAUAUCAGAAACGAUUUUGAAACUUUUUUAACUUGUCCCAUAAAGAGAACGAAAAUCAAGUUACAUGUAAGUGUCAAAACGUUUUGUGAAUGUUGUAUGGUUUUAAUAUUUUGAUAAUAACUUGUUUGCGUGAACGUCUAGAACGUUUUCGAAUGAUUUCAUGAUUUUCUAGACAAUUGAAAGCUAAAUCUUUUAAAAGCCAUUGAUCUAAAAUGAUGAGAUACAAUGUAAAUAUAGAUAAGAUACUUAGACUACUAUUUAAUCAGGGACAUUUCUGUGAUUAGCUUUUGUUAAAUGUUGCUGUGCGUGCAUUUAUUAUUUGUUAUAUUCUAGUAUUGGUGCCAAGUACGAGAAAAGACUCGAAAUAGAAAAUGUGUAUAAAAAUAUAUUUGAAUUAUUCAUAUCUAAUAAUAUGAUUCAAUUAAAAUCAAUUAUAACAACAUGCUGUUUACCGGAUAGUUGUCAAAAUUUAACAAUUUUAGAAUCAUUAGAAAGCUUAACAUUGAUCUAUACAUGGUGUUAUCAUAAAUUAUUAAAUUUAUUUCAGUACAUACCAAAUUUAAAAUAUUUACGUUUAUUAUUUGUCUUAAGAAUUGAAAAGAAUUACAACGACAAACAACAACGACAACAUAUUUAUGAUAAAUUAAAUAAUAAACAAUAUCAUCAUCGAUUAUUAUUAUUAAAAUAUUUACAAGUAAAUUAUGAUGUAUUUUAUAAUUAUGAUUCUAUUUAUGGUCAUUAUUUCUUAUCACAUUUUCCAUGUAUAAAAUUAAUCAAAACUACCAUAAAAGAUAGAUAUUAUAGAUGUCCUAGAGAUGGUUUCAGUCAAACAAUAUCAAAAACAAAAACAAUAAUUACUAAUUAUUAUAAUAAUCAAAAUCAAGAUUUAUGGAUAGAUAAAAAAAUCAUUAAUAUUGAAGAAAAACCAUAUUCUUCGGUUUCUUUAAGUUUUCUGAGGAUGACACAUAAUAAAAAAAAUGUAUGUGAGUGA